Adelges cooleyi (spruce gall adelgid) is the source of this 2931-nucleotide messenger RNA. RefSeq names its product protein FAN-like. The record is from RefSeq and is a predicted model, not a curated record. NCBI's taxonomy places the organism in Eukaryota, Metazoa, Arthropoda, Insecta, Hemiptera, Adelgidae. Bases 223 to 2841 code for a protein of 872 amino acids. Gene Ontology annotation, molecular function: protein binding. The transcript has 18 exons.
GAAACAACGUUAGAAAGUGAGAGUUUUUAUUUCAUGUAAUUAUUACGUUAUUUUAUAAUAUUAGUUAUCGUAGUACAUUCUUUUAGUUAUUUUGUGUGCUGCAAUUUUCUUUAAAAAUGUCAUUUAAAUUCAAUAUAUUUGUAUUAACUUUCAAUUCAAUUGAGAAUAUGUCAUAAACGGAAUGUAAUUCAAUUGCUAAUUCAGUAAUAAACAAAAUACAUAAUGGAAACAAAAGAAAGAUUUUCAUUGUUACUACUAGAACCAGGAGAAUAUUAUUUUGAAGACUAUAUUGCUUCAUUAGCAUAUGCUAAUAACAGCCCAUGGCUUUGUGGACGACUCAAAAUAUGUUCACUAUCUUUGGUUUUUGAUCCAAAAGAUCACUAUAAACCAAUUAUGAAAAUUCCUUUUACACAGUGUGAAACAAUAUCUAAAAGCAUGGAUGAUGAAAAAAAUACAAUUAUUAUUGUAAGCAAGCAAUACAUUGGAAUGUUAGAGCACAAUGUUUUAGAGCCAUAUAAAUUUGUUAAUGAGGUUUCUGUAUUUAAAAUUAAUUUAAAGUAUGCCAAAAUUGAAGAUUGUCUUUCUCUUAUAUUACAACUACACAGAGCAUCAUCAUUACAAACUCCGGAACAUAGACAUAUGGCUGCAGCAAUAGCGUAUAGUAGACAGUCAUUAACUAAAUUUGAUCCUACAUGGUUGGAACUUGGAGAAAAUAUAAUAAUGGAAGUAGUGGGCCAAAAAAUAACACCUUUAAGCAUUAAUCCAGGCCGAAUUGUGUUAACUAGUGUCCAUGUAUACUUCCAGCCGUUCAAUAACAUUGAGGUGACUCUGUAUUUAAAAAUUAAAUUGUCCGAAAUAAAACGUAUUAUAAAAAGAAGAUUUCUUUUACAACAAGUCGGUUUAGAAUUUGAGUACGAGAAUACACAAUUGUAUUUGACAUUUAAAAACAGUGAAAUAAGAGACAGUCUUUACAACUGUUUGUUAAAUCAGACUAAAUUGAAUAUGGAAAAAUGUGAUAGGUGUAUUAUGACAUUAAAAUGGCAAAACGGAGCUAUAUCCAACUUUGAGUACUUACUGUACCUAAACAGUUUGGCCGAUAGAACAUUCAAUGAUCUCACACAAUAUCCAGUGUUUCCAUGGGUAGUAGCAGAUUAUUUAUCACCCACCUUAGACUUAAAUAAUUCAAAAACGUUCCGUGAUCUUACUAAGCCAAUUGGUGCAUUAAAUCCAGAACGCUUAUUAAAACUAAAGGAGAGAUACUAUGAAAUGAAUUCCCCUAAAUUCUUGUAUGGAUCUCAUUAUUCAACUCCUGGAUUUGUUUUAUUUUAUCUGGUACGAAAGUAUCCUCAGUAUAUGCUUUGUUUACAAAAUGGCAGAUUCGAUCAUCCAGAUCGGAUGUUUAACAGUAUUUCAGAUGCAUGGCGAAAUGUGCAAAACAACAUGUCAGAUUUCAAAGAAUUAGUUCCUGAAUUUUAUGAUGUUAGCCAAAAUGGAGAUUUUUUAAUUAAUAAGUAUGGUAUUGAUUUUGGGUAUCGACAUGAUGGUCGAAAGGUUGGUGAUGUUGAAUUACCAAAAUGGGCUGCUAGUCCAUCUGAUUUUAUAUCGAAAUUGCGUCAAGCAUUAGAAUGUGAUUACGUGUCUAAUAAUUUACAUCAUUGGAUUGAUCUAAUUUUUGGAUACAAGCAAAAUGGCGCUGAAGCUAUAAAAUCUAAUAAUGUGUUUUACUACUUAUGCUACGAGGGAGCAGUUGAUUUAAAUAACGUUCGAGACUGGUACCAAAGACAUGCUUUAGAAGUACAAAUAAUGGAAUUUGGGCAGAUACCAAAACAAAUUUUUGAAAAACCACAUCCACCCAAAACAUGUUCACUCAGUAGAGAUUUUGGACAGCUAGGUCUGUCGUCGAAAUUAGACCAAUAUUGGAAUUGGAAUAAUAUCAACUUAACAAAAUGGUUUACAACUACAGCACAUAAAGAUAUUGCUAGUAGUGUGAAAUUUUGUAACGAUUCACAUACAGUUUGGUCAGUAGGACACGAUGCAAUGCUGAAAGUUCACUGUUUAUCUACUAAAAAGCAAAUUCGUAAUGUCACCAUUCAACGAUUUCCAGUUAAAUUUAAUGACAUCGUUUUACCAUCAAAACAUCCCUCUACAGCUUUAAUUGCCACAAUGCAUGGGUCUUUAAUUGUUUACGACAUUGAUUGUUGUCGCGUAACUGAUGAUUUUAGAGCACAUGAAGAUUCUAUAACUUGUUUAGCCUUGGCGAACAAUGGUUAUUUAAUUACUGGUUCUACUGAUUGCUCUGUGCGUAUCUGGGAAACUCCACUAGCUCCAUGGACACGUCUUGAACUAAUUGAGUCAUUAAAAGCUGAAUUAGAACAUGAAAAUAAAGUUUCUUGUGUGGCUAUUUCUAAGAAUGACAAACUUUUAGCUACUGGUACUAGUAAUGGUGAGAUUUUUCUCUGGUCUUUUUCAGACUUUUCAUUUAUACAGCAGUUACCAGGACAUUUAAAUUGUGUGAAUAAUUUGUGCUUUAGUCCCGAUCAUUCAAAGUUAAUAUCAUGUUCAGAUGAUUGUAGUUUUAAAGUAUUUGAUUCUAUGAGCGGAUUAGAAGUCUAUACCAAUACACUUCAAUGGCCGUUAAAAUGUCUUACGUGGGAUGGUUAUCAUGUGUAUAUCGGUGAUCAAAAUGGCACUUUGUACUUCUGGGAUUUAGAAAAGUUCCUGCUUGUUAAAGAAAUACAUGCUCACGAUGGAGCUCUUCUAGCCAUAGACGUGUUUAAUGAUGGUAGAAUAAUAGCUACGGCAGGUCAUGACCAUUUUAUUCACUUAUGGAAAUUAGUAUAAUUAUUGUGAUAUUUUAUAAAAUCUAUUUUUACUUACCAAAACUUGUUCACUAUUAUUUUAUAAAAACUGAAUUUAAAAAAAAAGUUAUAU